CCCUUAUCUGAUCAUCUUCUUUGUUGCGAUCCUGUCUUAUCUUUACUUUCACCUGGCUGAAACCAAAAGCCGUGCCCUGACAGCACUUCGUAGCCAUGGGCUUCUUGAGUAAGCUCAAGCCACAGGCCGUGGAUCCUGUCGUUCCGGUACAGACGAACCCGGUUGAGGCAGAGCCCGAGAAAGGGCUUUUCGGACGACAGCCCAAUGUUACAGCACACGAGACGGACAGCGACGAUGAGGUCGUCGACAAGGAUGCGCAAGCCGGUGUGCAGAGGGCCGAGAUCAUGAACCAAGUGUUCUCCAAGAAGGUCGUGAUCAUGAUCUACGUGAUGAUCUGGUGCCUUUACUUCCUCGACGCCCUCGAGGGCACGAUGACUGGAACCCUGACCCCCUACGUGACCUCUUCAUUCCAGCUGCAUGGACUUACCGCCGCCACGAGCAUUAUGGCCAGUUUGAUCGGAGGUAUUUUCAAGCUGCCUUUGGCCAAGAUUAUCGACGUUUGGGGUCGUCCACAAGGUUACGCGUUGACGGUUCUUUCGAUGACCAUUGGCAUGAUCAUGAUGGCCGGUUGCAACAACGUGCAGACAUAUGCGGCUGCGGAAGUCUUCAACCAGCUCGGUGGUAAUGGCCGCUCCUACAUCUUGGGCAUUCUCGUGGCCGACACAUCCAGCUUGAAGAGCAGAGGUUUCUUCUUCGCCCUCAUCGCAUCACCGUACAUCAUCACCGUGUGGUGUGCUGGUCCAUUCGCCCAGACAUUCCUGAACAUCGACUGGAGAUGGGCAUUCGGCGCUUUCUCGAUCAUCACGCCAGUCACGAGUAUGCCGCUCUUCUUCGUCCUGAUGUACUACCAGAGGAAAGCGGAGAAGCUUGGCCUGAUCCAAAAGCGCGACAGCGGUCGCACAUUCAUGCAAAGCGUCAAGUACUACGUGAUCGAGUACGAUCUCCUGGGACUGUUGCUGCUUUGCGCUGGUUUGGCCCUCUUCCUGUUGCCAUUCAACCUCUACACCCGACAGGCACAAGGCUGGCGUUCUCCAAUGAUCAUCUGCAUGAUCGUAUUCGGCGGUAUCCUUCUCAUCGUCUUCGGUCUCUACGAGGCAUACGUGGCACCGGUCACUUGUGUCCCGUGGGUCUUGCUCAAGGACCGCACCGUUCUUGGAGCCAAUAUCCUGGCUGCCGUGCUUUUCAUCGAAUUCUACAUCUGGAACUCGUUCUUCUACUCCUUCCUCCAGGUUGUCGCAGGUUUGACAGUCACCCAAUCGACUUAUGUGAGCAACAUCUACAGCAUCGGAUCUUGUUUCUGGUCUUUCGUGGCAGGCAUCAUUCUGUACAAGACUGGAGGCUUCAAGUGGCAAUCUCUCCUGUUUGGUUUGCCAGUGACCACCCUCGGCGUCGGGCUCAUGAUUCACUUCAGGCAGCCGGGAGUUGAUGUCGGCUGGAUGAUCUUGUGCCAAAUUCUCAUCGCUUUCGGUGGAGGCACUCUUGUCAUCUGUGAGCAAGUUGCUGGUAUGGCGGCGACAACUCACAACUACGUUGCUAUCGUCCUCGCCAUACAAGGCAUGUCCUCGCAAAUCGGUGGCGCCAUUGGCCAAACUGUCGCUUCUGCGAUUUGGCAAGGCAACUUCCAGGAGAAGCUUUAUGAGUACCUGCCAGAGGAGACCUUGUCGAACUCGACUCUUGUUGCGCAGAUUUACGGAGAUAUCACCACCCAGCUGAGCUUUGAGAUUGGAUCCCCAACCCGCGACGGCAUUCAGCAGGCGUAUGGUGAAGCACAGCGUCUCAUGGCUGCAGCUGCCACAGGUAUCCUUGCUCUGGGCUUCGUCGCAGUUUUCAUGUGGCGGAACAUUGAUACCAGGCAACGGAAGCAGAUCAAGGGCGCAGUCUUUUAGGUUCUGCAGAAUUAGUCCUUCAGCAGAAUAAUCCAACAUAAUGUUAUACAGAUGCUCUCAUGCUCAUUCGCGCCCCACGUUCCAUUUGAAACAUCUCACCUUCGAAGCCUUCUAUCAGAAGCUGGAUCCGCCUGUGUGGUCUGCCUAGCCC
This is a messenger RNA of Cercospora beticola, 2037 nucleotides long. RefSeq lists its product as uncharacterized. The record is from RefSeq and is a predicted model, not a curated record. NCBI's taxonomy places the organism in Eukaryota, Fungi, Ascomycota, Dothideomycetes, Mycosphaerellales, Mycosphaerellaceae. Gene Ontology annotation, cellular component: plasma membrane. Gene Ontology annotation, molecular function: transmembrane transporter activity. Gene Ontology annotation, biological process: transmembrane transport.